This is a messenger RNA of Lodderomyces elongisporus, 342 nucleotides long. RefSeq lists its product as uncharacterized. Bases 1 to 342 code for a protein of 113 amino acids. The transcript has a single exon. NCBI's taxonomy places the organism in Eukaryota, Fungi, Ascomycota, Pichiomycetes, Serinales, Debaryomycetaceae. The record is from RefSeq and is a predicted model, not a curated record. Gene Ontology annotation, cellular component: preribosome, large subunit precursor.
AUGGCUAAAUCACUUAGGUCAAAGUCGAAGCUUCAAGCAAAAUCUGUUAAACGUAAAGGUGAAUUUGCCAAAUUCGUCGAUGCAAGGAACCAGAGGAUAGCAGAAAAGUUACAUCAAGAGACAUUGAAGCAAGAAGCAAAAAAGAAAGAGGAAAAAGAGAACGAAGGCAAGGAUAAGGAUGCUUCUGAUGCUACUGAUGCAGCAGCAGCAGCAGCAAUGGAUGUUGAUGCAGAGAAGAAAGAAAAGAAGAUUAGCACCUCUGGUUGGAGAAGUUCCAAUUCUCAGCGAUACAAGCAGGAUCAGUUGAAAAAAAGAGUCAAGAAAAAGGUUAUGAAAUUUUAA